UAUAGUCUGCAGGACAUCUGCAGUCAUCCUAUUGUGAAUUCUCAUCAUAGCCAUCCGCGGCUCUCUGCACAUCAGACAUGGACUUCUCUAUCCGUGCAGCCAACAUGGAGGACUGUAAGGACAUCGCACGGAUGAUCAUGGAACUGGCUGAAUAUGAGAAUCAGACAGACAUUGUGAAAGUCACACAGAAAGACUUGGAGCAGGAUGGUUUCUCCAAGAACCCGUUCUUCCAUGGGAUCAUCGCUGAGGUGGCAGAACAACACAGAACCCAAGACGGCCAUACAAAGAUAGGCUAUGCACUUUACUUCUAUUCCUACUCUUGGUUGGGCCGGGGCAUCUAUAUGGAGGACUUGUAUGUGAUGCCAGAGUUCAGAGGGAAGGGCAUUGGUAAAGCACUUAUGAGCAAGGUAGCACAGCUGGGCCUGGCUGCAGGCUGCAGCAACCUCAAGUUCACCGUUCUAGACUGGAACAAACCAUCUGUGGACUUUUACGUCAGCCAAGGCUGCUCUGAUAUCACGGCUAACUUUGGCUUCCACUGUAUGCGCUGUGAAGGAGAGGCCCUGGAGCACCUGGCCCAGCCUUAACCUAGUAAUAAACCAGGAACCCCAUGAAUUUAGGACUUCCUCUACAGAGGUAUUAAAAGGGCUUCACGGGAUCGAAUCCCAGAAC
Monopterus albus (swamp eel) is the source of this 669-nucleotide messenger RNA. Its product is annotated as diamine acetyltransferase 2-like. The record is from RefSeq and is a predicted model, not a curated record. The transcript is spliced from 7 exons. Bases 78 to 584 code for a protein of 168 amino acids. Lineage: Eukaryota; Metazoa; Chordata; Actinopteri; Synbranchiformes; Synbranchidae. Gene Ontology annotation, molecular function: N-acetyltransferase activity.